GUGUUGCUUUGUUUUUUUCCCCUUUUUUUCAUCUUAGUAUGGAAGCGAUAACUUCGUUCCUCGGAGUCUUCCAAUUGGGUAGGAUUCUGCGAAUAUCGAGGAUAACUGGCCGGCUCAAUUGUUAUGUUGGGAUGUGAGAAGUUCAUUACUUAUUGUAGGUGCUACCUGUGGGAGUAUCUGUGGGCCAUGUAUUGGUACAACAGUGUCCUCUUGUCGACUACUACAGGGGAGGUUCUAGCGCCUUUCUCGAAGAAUUACCAGUGGGUAUCAGUGUCAAUGAGAGCUGGAAGAUCGCAUGGCCUGGUUGGCUCCCUUCUUACAGCUCUUUUGCUUUUGUGUAACCAUUUUCCUGCUUGCCGAUAAGAUGGGAAUAAUGGCCGCAUGUCAUAUGUCCGCAAUGGAGG
Aspergillus welwitschiae is the source of this 404-nucleotide messenger RNA. RefSeq lists its product as uncharacterized. The coding region runs from base 124 to 363 and encodes 79 amino acids. The record is from RefSeq and is a predicted model, not a curated record. Lineage: Eukaryota; Fungi; Ascomycota; Eurotiomycetes; Eurotiales; Aspergillaceae. The transcript has a single exon.